This is a messenger RNA of Macroventuria anomochaeta, 990 nucleotides long. RefSeq lists its product as uncharacterized. The transcript has a single exon. Lineage: Eukaryota; Fungi; Ascomycota; Dothideomycetes; Pleosporales; Didymellaceae. The record is from RefSeq and is a predicted model, not a curated record. The coding region runs from base 1 to 990 and encodes 329 amino acids.
AUGUGUCAACCUCGCGAUACGACAGGCUCGAUGCUAGCAGCAUGGUUUUCAAAUGCUUGUAUGUGGCCAACAAUCUACAAUCGAAUUCCAAUCUUCAACAUGAACAAGAGCAACUUUGUGUACCAAUCUAUGCGCAUGUUGUGCGCAACUCCCGAAUUUGGGGACCAGCUGUUCGACUCCCUCACCCCAGUGGACCUGAGCGCUUUGCUGUAUGCCUUCGACAUCUCCAUCACCAAGAAACAGUCCCAGAAAUAUAUGCAACUCUGGAGGCAGAUCUUCACAGAUAGAAGCUGGCUACUGUGGAUACUCUCGCAUGGCUUUGAGGUCUCGUUCGUGGGCAACGACCUAAUCACAAUGAUGAAUUGGGUUCAGAACCCAAGCCUAAUGAACCUUGGAAGGAGAAAGCUGUACCUGGGCCUGAACCUUGUCAGCUAUGUUGCGUCGCGGAAGUAUACGCUCUCCUCCUUUGAGGACUUCGACUUUGUUGUCUGCGAGAAGAACAAGCACUUUAGGGAAUUCGCCAAGAACGACAACUUCGAUCAGGUGUUGCAGUCAGGAAUCUACGCCAGAUACCGUGAGUUAAUCAUGGGACGUGACCUUCCUGAUGACCGUACUAUGCCCUUUGCCUGGCUGGAUCUCACUAUCACCAGCGCGGUGAAGCACGAAGAAGACUGCGAAUCUUGUCACAUUGGAAUUAGAGCCGAUCACAACAUGUCAACUGCACUGUGGUAUGGUGAAAAGACCAUGCAGAAAUGGGCCGUUCCCAACACUACAGGAAGCCCGGCUAUGGACACGAGUGUACUGUUGAAAAUGGACGCCUUAGCUAUGAACAUGCCAAUGAACAUCGGCAUGUCAAAAUUUUGGUGUGUCACCAGAGUUGUGAGCAGAGUUCCGUCCACAGGCGCGUAUCUCUUCUGGCAGCAACGCUCAUUCAAUUGUACGGAGAUCUUCGGAGAAAUCUCAAUGUCUGAUCGUGUAGAUAGAUUAUAG